Molecule: messenger RNA, 561 nt
Organism: Blastocystis hominis
Lineage: Eukaryota; Bigyra; Opalinata; Blastocystidae
Exons: 5
Coding region: 1-561 (186 amino acids)
Source: RefSeq, a predicted model, not a curated record
AUGGAUGCUAAAACUCAAGCAGGAGCAAAAGGAGGUGCAAAGACGCCUGAAUCAAUUGUUGAAGAAGCAUAUAAAGGAAUUGUAACGGAGUGCGCUUUUUACGCGACUCUUCCUGAGCAUCACGAUGUCAGCAGCGUUGCGGACUAUAUAUCGAUUGAUAUUCAUCCUACAAAAUCUCUUGUGGUCACUGGCGAUGCGCUGGAUAACAUCGUUGUGUGGGACUACGAAGCGAGAAAGAUUGUGUACAGAACAUCGGCAGUGCAAUUAUUCAACGACACAGUGGAGCUGAUCAAUGAAUGUGUGAAGAACCCUGAAAUCCCUCCAGUGAACCGCACAUCCGAUGCGUCUGUGACCCCCAUGUCGGGUCUUCGCCACGUGCAAUUCUACGACAACGACACGCUUCUCUGGUCGAACAACAGCAGCUACAGCCCCGCAUCGUCGCAGUUCGUGAUCGCUGUGUUCAGCCAGGGCUGCGCGAUCAUCGACUACAUCGCCCACACCUCCGUCAGCAUCUUCUAUUCCACGUUUCCCCUUUCCUCUCCCUCCAUCCCAGCCAUCUGA